This is a messenger RNA of Monosiga brevicollis MX1, 632 nucleotides long. RefSeq lists its product as uncharacterized. The transcript has 4 exons. The record is from RefSeq and is a predicted model, not a curated record. Gene Ontology annotation, molecular function: calcium ion binding. The coding region runs from base 124 to 561 and encodes 145 amino acids. NCBI's taxonomy places the organism in Eukaryota, Choanoflagellata, Craspedida, Salpingoecidae.
GUCGCUCUCUCUCUCCUUGUUGGUGUUGUGGGCGGAUCGGGCGUGGCAUCUAGCGCUUAAAAGGAGAGUGGCAGCGACGGGGGAUACGCUAGUGCGCGAGUUUGAUUCUUUGUGCGCAGCAGGAUGGCGGCGCGGUUGUCGGAUAAGCAGCACGCCGAUGCAAAGGCAGUAUUUGUGCAGUUGGCGGGAGCCAAGCAGGCAUUAAGCUACACCGAAGCCACGAGUGCCCUCGAGGCGCUGGGCCUUGAGAUUAAGGAUGUGGCGGACUUUGAUCAGGAUAAGAGCGGGUCGCUGCGCUACCCUGAGUUUGCCAACUGUGUUGCUGCCGCCCAUCGGACAACCAUUGUGGAUGCCCGAUUACUCAAGGCCGCCUUCAAGGGCUGGGACACGCGCGACACGGGUUACAUCACACCCAAGCAGAUCAUGCAUCUAAUGGAGAGUGGGUCGGGCCUGCCCCUCGGCAUCUCCAAGGCUGAUGUCAAGGAGAUGAUCGAGUACAUUGACCGCAACGGAGACGGUCAUAUUGAUUUUGACGAAUUGACCAAGGCUCUGUUGGCUUGAUCCAACCGUGCGUAAAACUCUUUACUUCCAACCUGGUACUGACAGAGCUGGCUCUGUCGAUCUCGAUGCUC